Molecule: messenger RNA, 219 nt
Organism: Exophiala spinifera
Lineage: Eukaryota; Fungi; Ascomycota; Eurotiomycetes; Chaetothyriales; Herpotrichiellaceae
Exons: 2
Coding region: 1-219 (72 amino acids)
Source: RefSeq, a predicted model, not a curated record
AUGUCUGCACCAAACGCUGGUCGUCAAUCCCCAGACCCUGAGCGCCAGAGCGGUGCUCAGCAAGGAGAUCACCCUUCCCAGCCCGGUAGUGGAAAGAUCGACGAGUCCAAAGCAAAGGAUGAGGGAAAGGGACAGGAUGACCAGACCUUUGGCCUAGCGGAUAACCCGAAGCAUAUUCUCCAAGAUCAUUCUGAAGCAACAACUUCCAAGAAAGGGUAG